Dermatophagoides farinae (American house dust mite) is the source of this 2457-nucleotide messenger RNA. Its product is annotated as protein big brother. Gene Ontology annotation, molecular function: transcription coactivator activity; sequence-specific DNA binding. The record is from RefSeq and is a predicted model, not a curated record. Gene Ontology annotation, cellular component: core-binding factor complex; nucleus. NCBI's taxonomy places the organism in Eukaryota, Metazoa, Arthropoda, Arachnida, Sarcoptiformes, Pyroglyphidae. Gene Ontology annotation, biological process: regulation of transcription by RNA polymerase II.
ACACACAUACUCAGACAUUGUGAAAAGACUCCCUUUUUUUUCCUUUUAUGUAUGUGUGGUGUUCCAUCAUCAACUCAACUCGUCGGUCGGUCUUUUUGGUUUGGUUUUCGGUUUUUCGGGUUUUUUUUUCUUUUUCUUCAUCUUUUUCGGCCGUUGUGCUGUGGCUCGACACAUACAUACAUAGAUAGAUAGAGCUACUCAUACGUAAAAAAAGAGAGAAAGCAUAAGCAAGAAUAUUUGGUGAAUGUGUGGCCAAGAUACUGUGGCUCGCCAAAAAACCAAGUGCCCACAAAAAAAAAAAUUCAACUCAACUAAUUCUGCGUGUAUAUUAUGUUUGUGUGUCUGUGCAUGAAUACACUUGGAUGCAAUGGCUUAAAUUCAACUGUAACUGAGAGAUACUGAAAUUUAUUUUAAUGUAAAAAAAUAAAAUUUACCAUAGAUUAAAAAAGAAAUGAAGAAAACACAAUCUACUCUAAUUCCAGAAGCUAAAAAGUUGAAUAUUAGAUUUCUAAACAGAAUUCAUCCAUCGAGCAACUCAACAGAAUCAAAGGAUAUUGAUUUUCACUACCGUAAAACAACGAAAAAAAAUCUGUGGUUGGUUAGUUCGUUGUAUUGUGAGUUUAUUUGAUACUCUUAUGAUGGUUUUUCCUCUCUGGUCGAUGAAAGAAGAUCAAAACGAACAAAUUUGUAUAUAUGGCACCCAAAAACCUCUACCGAUGCUGUUGCCGCCAAAAUUUUCAACUAAAUUCUCUUUAUUUUCAUGUAUAGUUGGUCUGGGCGCGAAAAGAUAUACGUUUUAGUUAUUCUAAAAGAAAAAGUAUAAAUGAAAACCUAAAACAGGAACCAUCGUCAUCAUCGACCAAUACUGCUGCUACAACAGCUCUAUUUCUCUCAAUUUUCUGGUUGUUUUUAUUAUUGUUGUUUUCUAUUUUUUCCAAUGAAUCAAGAGUGAGAGAGAAAAAGAUAUUCCAUUCAACUAACCAACCAACUAACCAACAUCAAUCCGCAUCUCUCUGGUUUUUCCUGUGGAUGUGUGCCUGUGGUAUAGUAUAGUAUAGAGAAAGGGAGAGAGAGAGAGAGCAAGACAAGUUGAUGCUCAACACACACAUUCUGAUAUUUUGUGUCGAACCACAACUCAAUCAAGAGACUCAUCAAUUCGUCUCCAACCUACCAACUCCAACUAUCCAACAUUGACGCAUCAUUCAAUUCCAAGCAUUUGUUCGGGUUUAAAAGCAAUUGUAUUUCAAUAUUGGUUUGUCACCGCUUGGAUUCUGGACAUUUUCUACCGCCAAUUGUCUUUCUAAUCGUCGCCCAUCAUCUAGUAGAGCCCGAUUUUUUUUUUUGUUUCUCAAAUUUUUGUUUUUUGCUGAUGUUUUGACCACUUAUAAGUGGAUUUGUGUCCAUCAAGUGUGUAUGCUUGUGUAUAUGUGUGUGGGUUGAUUUCCACAAAAUAUAUUCGCCUUCAUUAUUAUUUUUCUUGGUUGUUGUUUUUUGUGAAACUAAAAUCGAUUCAAUCUGGCUUCAUCAUUAUCAUCAUCGCCUUCUUCUUCAUCACCAUUAAGUCAUCAAUAUUAUUAUUAUAGCAAAAUGUUACCAUUUGAAACGCCUACAAUAUUUGAACAAUUACCACGAUUCAUAUUUCAAAUGCCAAGAGUGGUUACCGAUCAAAAAGCUAAAUUUGAAAAUGAUGAAUUGUUUAGAAAAUUAUCAAGAGAAAGUGAGAUUCGUUAUACUGGUUAUCGUGAUCGACCACUCGAAGAACGGCAAAUACGUUUCAUAAAUGGAUGUCGUGAAGGCCAUACAGAUAUUGCAUUUGUAUCGACUGGUACGAAUUUACAACUUUUAUUCAAUCCAUUGGCCAAUGCAUUCACCGGCACUGAUUACUGUGAUUUUGACAAGGAAAAAGGCAAGGUUCAUAUACGAUCAUCAAUGAUAAUCGAUGGCGUAUGUAUACGAUGGCGUGGCUAUAUUGAUCUCGAACGUCUGGAUGGUGUUGGUUGUUUAGAAUAUGAUGAAGAUCGUGGCCGAAUCGAGGAUGCAAUCUUAAGGCAACAAAUUGAACAAUAUAAAUUACGAAUGAGAGAAUUCGAAGAAAGACAACGGCUAUAUAAAUUAGCGCAAGCUGAACAUCAGAAGAAAAAUAAUUCCAAUACAAAUAAUGCUAAUUCCAAUAAUAAUAAUAAUACGGCAGCAGCUGCUAUGAUCACGACGGCGACGACUACAAUGACCACUACCGCAACAGCAACGAUAACAUCAACGGCGACAACCACAUUGGCCACAACGACUACACCAGCCAAUCUAAGUAAAGGCGAGCUUCGAAAAUAUCAUAUCGAGAAUAUUCUCAGCGGAAACAUGUCCAAUCAUAAUAAUAAUAAUCACCAUCAUGCUGGUAAUCAUGGACAUCCUAACCAUAAUCAUCAUAAUCAUCGCAAUCGAUAUAGACAACUAUUGAUGUAG